Aphanomyces astaci is the source of this 1892-nucleotide messenger RNA. RefSeq lists its product as hypothetical. The record is from RefSeq and is a predicted model, not a curated record. The transcript has a single exon. The coding region runs from base 98 to 1630 and encodes 510 amino acids. Lineage: Eukaryota; Oomycota; Saprolegniomycetes; Saprolegniales; Verrucalvaceae.
CAGCUGUGUGCUCAAUCAAAUUUUGAAACUGGGGUUGGCUAGCUCGCUUUGACAGUCGGAAGCAAACCAGACCCACGUCACUGUACGGUAGACCACGAUGGACGCCGCGUUCGCGUCUCAUGCCCUCACGGACGCAGAGUGCGCGCGCCUAGCCGCAACCGGACAGCUGCAGGCCACGCCCGAAGAUAUGAAGAAGCAAUUCUACGUCAAGUCGAUUGGCGAUUUCUGUGGCCCAGGGUUGCUGGUGCUUCGAAAGUACGACGACGACAACAUUGAUGUCGCGACGCUCCGCCAAGAGCCCACGCCACGACGGACGUCAUGGCUCCGAUCGAUAGAACAACGCGAUUACCAUCCUCCAACGACCGACGUCAUGCCGCGUACAAAUGGAAGCUGCGGCGCCAUCACGGCGGACGCUUUUGUGACCCCGAUGAAACCUCGAAGCAGUUUCGUGACAUCGACAGACCAAACCUCGCAUACGAACCAACAACAGAAACAGCAGCGGCAUGCUGUGCAAACCUCGUCGUCGUCUACCGUCGUGACGACUUCGUGCACCAUGCGUGUCGUUGCAACUUGUCCUGAGGAAACCCACGUCGACAGUUUUCAAUCGCCCAUCCAUGCCAUCAUGACCCCCGCAUCCACGCGCCGUGGGUCGUCCAUUCCUCAGCCCUAUACGACCCCCGCUCCAACCUCUCGCCAUUUGAGAAGCAGUCGGUUGUUGCACGUGCAGCUGCCCGAGUCAACCCCGUUGCCUUUGGGAUUGCCCGAUACAUUUGGCAUUUCCCCAGUGAUUGCCGACAACAAGAAAAAGGCGGCGACCGCGAUGCAGCUCAAGAAGAAACGGCACUUUGACGUUGCCGCCUCGUCUGCGCCGAUCGCGUUGGACGAAGACGAAGUGGACAUUGUGUUGCGGCACGACCAUCCCGUCGAACAGGCGCCAUCGUCCCGCCGCCCGUGGACGACGCCAGACUUUCUGUUCAAACGGUUCCGGUCGUCUUGUGAGUUGGAACCAAUCGAAGCGUGCCCGACCCAGACGACGGCGACGCCACUCGACGACAUGCUGCCGCCGCCGCCAUCGCCAUCGACUUCGCUCUGGGAUCGUUUCAAGUCCAUUCGCAUGCCCGAGGUGUUGGCCGAAGGACUCGCGUUACAUGUGACGUCCCCCCUGGACAACCACGACGACGACCUGUACGACGACCACAACGACGAUCUGUGCUAUGGCUUUGACCUGAUGGACGUCGACCAUGCUGAUGACAGCGACGACGGCAAUGACAUGACGAUCCCAGAUGACCAAGACAUUUCCAAGCAGCCGUUGACCCUCGAGUUUACGCUGACCCCCAUGACGGCGGUGUGCCAUCACUCGACCCACGAGCGUCGGUCGUCGUCGCGGCUAGCGGUGGCCAAGACGACGCCGUCGCUGCCAGCUUCCCCCCCCGUCCGUCGCCGCACGACGACUACCCGCAGUCAGCGCAAGAAGCGACUCGCCCUGGGUGUGUCCUUGUUGAACGUGGCGCAAUGCCAAGAGAGUAGAUCAACACAGCCGACGACGUCCCCCUGCUCAGACCAGUGCCACCAGUGGGGUCGGUACUCCACCUGUGGCCGCAUGCAUGGACGCUGGACGCCAACCGAGUAGCGGCGUCAUCUUGAGUUGGUUAGCCUCCGUUCCCAACCCAACUGACAGACUCGUUUGGCUCUGUCAGUUGUAUAUAUAUUAUGGCAGCGUCAAGGACUUGUGAAGAUACACCCGUUGCUCGCCCCCAGAAAGAAUCGCCAACUUCCAUGGAAAAACCGUGAUGAUUCGAAUACUAUUAAUAAUAUACUAGUAGUACUAAAUGUAGUUAGUAUUACUACGAUUUUGACUAGUAGUACUAUUCGACAUUUGGCACAUUGGCCCC